CUAAUGUUGUUUAUUUUUUUUUUAGAUCAGGAAGAAGAUAAAAAAUAUUUACAUAUUCAAGGAACUGUCAAAAUUCCAUCAAUAAAUACAUACAUUGUUCUUAAUUUUUGUUUACACCUACAUUAUUAUUGACAGCUUCUAUUAUUUAUAUUUGAAAUAUUUCUACAAUUAUUAUUAUUGUUCAAGUUUUAUAUAUUAAUAGUUGUCCAGAUGGAUAAUACAAAAAAAACAAGACAUUUUAACAGGCCAAAGUUCAUUGAUGAAGAUGAGAGACUUUUGGAUUUUAUGUGGAAAAUAUUUCAAUGGAAUCCAGAGUGGUUGGAUGAUCCAAAAUAUGAAAAAGAACCACCACCAAUUUUUGAAGAAGAGAGGAGUGUCAUAUCAACAUCAUUGUUUUAUGAAAAUUUUGAAGAUUACUAUCGUGCAAUGGAACCAUUAAUGUUACUUGAAUUUUUUCAUAUUUUAAAAAGAGAUGCAAAUGAUGAUUUUUCUGAUCAUAAAGAAAAAAAAACUAAAAAUAUAUCUGGACAAAUUCAUGGCUGUCAUGGGACAGUUAUAAAUAAAUCAAAAAAUGAACAACAAAAAUAUAAAAGAGUACAACGUUUUAUUUUAGAAACUGAAGUACUCAAAUCAAUUGAAGGAACAUUUCCAAUUAGAGGUGAAUUAGUUAGAUUAAAAUAUAACAAUGAUCAAGAAAUAUUGGGUUACAUUGAAGAUCUUUCACGUAUCAUAUUGUCAUCAUCAUCAUCAACUGGUGUUAGAUGUUGUCAAGUAUCAACAUGCUCUGGUUGUUUAUUGAAAUUAAUUUUUCAAAUACGUACAAAAGACGUAGCGAUACCAAACUCCUAUAAAAGUACAAUGCACUUAACAACUGUAACAUCAAUGGGACAAUAUUUACGCUUAAUACGUGCACUUGAAGAUCUCCCAGGUUCACAAUUAUUUAAAUCAAUAUUAAAGCCAAAUUGUGAAGAUUAUUUAAUGUCAGAAGCAAAUGUAUCAACAAUAUUACCAUUAAUAACAAAUCAAAAUUUAAAUAAAACACAACUUGAAAUAAUUGCUGGUGUUGUUGAAACAAUAAAAAAAAAAGAAAAAAAAAUAUGUCUCGUACAAGGACCACCUGGUUGUGGUAAAACAACAACAAUUGUUAAUAUUAUUGCAAAUGUAUUAAAAGAUCCAACAGCUAAAAUAUUAUUAUGUGCACCAGCAAAUAAAGCAGUUGAUGAUAUUGUAUUACGUUUAUUAAAAUGUAAUGAUUGUUUUAAAAAAAAUGGUAUUAAUUUAAAUAUUGUUAGAAUUGGUAGAGAUGAAGCAAUUGAUCCUGGUGUUAAAGAUUUAUCAUUUGCAAAUCUUUCAUUUAUUGCACAAAUGGAAUCAAUUAAUAUUACAAAAACAUUACAAUAUGAAAAAGAAGAAUCAAUACUUGAUAAUGCAAAUAUUAUUGCAUCAACAUUAUCAUCAUGUUAUUCAUAUAAAAUGGAAAGUAAAUAUGGUAUUGAUAGAGCUCAAUCAAUACCAGUUUGUAUUGUUGAUGAAGCUGGACAAGCAACUGAACUUGGUACAUUAAUACCAUUGAUGCUUGGUGUUGAAACACUUGUACUUGUUGGUGAUCCACAACAACUUCCACCAACAAUUAUUUCACAGGAAUCAAGAGAACGUGGUCUAGAUGUAUCACUGUUUGCUAGAGCACAAAAAAAUUUUGCAAAUGAUCCAUGGAACCCAAUAAUUAUGUUAAAUACACAAUACAGAAUGGUUGAGCCAAUAGCACGUUGGCCAAAUAAGUAUUUUUAUUCUGGUAAAUUAAAAACAGAAUCAAAAGUAUUACCAUUACCAUUUUGUCAUUAUAAAGUAUUAAAUCAUAAUUGUUUUCAAACACAAAGUCGUCAUGGUAAUGAGGGUGAAGCAAAAUUAAUUAUAAAUUUAUUAGUUGGUAUGAUUGAAGAAUUUAUUUCGAGAAAUAAUAAUAUUCCUAGUAUUGGAAUUAUAACACCUUAUCAUCAUCAAAGAAAAAUUAUCAUUGAAUAUAUUAAUAAAUUAUUAAGAGCAGGAAAACAAAGAAUACAAAAAAAACCAAAUGGUAUUAUAGAUAAAAAAAAAACUGAUAAAGAUGAUGAUGAAAAAGAAGAAGAAGAAGAAUUAUUAAAUCCUUUACAUCGUGCAUUAAAAACAGUACAAAUAAAUACAGUUGAUGGUUUUCAAGGACAAGAGAGUGAUAUUAUAUUAAUGUCUUGUGUUAGAAGCCAUGGAAUUGGAUUUAUUUCUGAUCCAAACAGACUCAACGUCAGUUUAACAAGAGCUAAACAUACCAUGAUACUCUUAGGAAAUUUUACAACAUUUAAAAAAAAUGUAAUGUGGAAGAAUUUACUUGAUGAUGCAGAGACACGUGAAUGUUUAAUCAAUAUUGAUGAUCCAAAUUUAUCAUCAGUAAGUCUUAGAAAUAUUGUCAUCGAGGAUAGAUAAAAUAAUAUCUAAAUAAAUAUUUGUUUAUUAUAAAUGGAAAAAGUUGUAAUACUUUUUAUCUAAAUAUAAUUUAAUAAAAAGUCAUUUGUUCAAUGUGAUUAUUUAUAUAUAAUUAAUUUAAUAAUCCAAAGAUGAAAAAUAUGUUAGUAAUAAUUAAAUUUACUAAAGAAAAAAAAAACAAAAUGAUUAAAUAAAAUAAUAAAAAAUUAUUUCUUUUUA
Messenger RNA from Aphidius gifuensis, 2676 nucleotides. RefSeq names its product helicase sen1-like. Gene Ontology annotation, molecular function: transcription termination site sequence-specific DNA binding; helicase activity. The transcript is spliced from 7 exons. Bases 211 to 2457 code for a protein of 748 amino acids. Gene Ontology annotation, cellular component: nuclear body. Lineage: Eukaryota; Metazoa; Arthropoda; Insecta; Hymenoptera; Braconidae. The record is from RefSeq and is a predicted model, not a curated record. Gene Ontology annotation, biological process: termination of RNA polymerase II transcription.